This is a messenger RNA of Pogonomyrmex barbatus (red harvester ant), 870 nucleotides long. RefSeq names its product Supervillin (gene Svil). Gene Ontology annotation, cellular component: actin cytoskeleton; cytoplasm. The record is from RefSeq and is a predicted model, not a curated record. Gene Ontology annotation, molecular function: actin filament binding; phosphatidylinositol-4,5-bisphosphate binding. Lineage: Eukaryota; Metazoa; Arthropoda; Insecta; Hymenoptera; Formicidae. Gene Ontology annotation, biological process: barbed-end actin filament capping; actin filament severing; cytoskeleton organization.
AUUCAUGUUGUUCAAGGACAUGAACCAGCUGCAUUUUUAAAUUUAUUCUCUGGAAAGAUGGUGGUACACAGUGGCAAAAAAUCUGACAAAAAAUGUGAGAAACGCUGGAGAUUGUAUAUUUGUCAAGGAACUUUAGAAUCUGAGACAUUCUUGAUCGAAAUCUCUUGCAGUACUCGACAAUUGAGAAGUAGAGGUUCCUUUAUAUUGUUAGAUACCGAAAAUGGAAAACUAUAUAUCUGGCAUGGGAAUAAUUCAUUACGUCAUAUUAGAGAAAAUGCAAUAAAAGCCGCAUCUAAAUUGAAAGAAUCUCGACCUGAAGAAGCUGGAUUAUCAAACGAAAAUAACAUAGAAAUUUGUGAAAUUGAAGAGGGCUCGGAACUCGAAGAAUUUAGUAAUGCAUUAGGUGGCAUAAAUAAAAAAUUGUAUUGGUCGCUAAGAACAACCGAGAUAAAAGAUCAUACUCUAAAGCUUUAUCAUUUAUCGAGUAUCUUUAACAAAUUUCACGCCACAGAAAUACUUUGUCCGUAUCGCGCAGAUCUCACGACACCGUUUCCUUUUUCACAAGACGAUUUGUAUCAAGCGAAUCAACCAGCUUUAUUUUUAUUGGAUGACAAAGAUGUACUUUGGAUUUGGCAAGGAUGGUGGCCCGAUAGUGAAACUGAAGAUCAGUCUGGAAGCAAGACUGUUCGAUGGCAGGCCGAAAGGAGAGCGGCGAUGACGAUAGCAAUACGCUAUUGGCAAAAAACUCGAAACACACAAACAACGAAUCUUCCAAUAUAUUUAGUAUGGGCUGGUCUAGAACCGUUGCAAUUCAUAAAUCUUUUCCCAGAAUGGACAUAUCGGGAUGAUGUCGCUGAAUUAAACAUAGAG